AUGGAUGCAGACUGGGCCGAGGUUUCCCAGACACCUCUCCCUCCGCCGGGGCUUAGAGCACACCACACACCGGUAACGACACUCGCUUUCGAUACGAGCCAGGAAUUACUCUGGGCGGGCAACGAGUAUGGCAGGGUGACUUCAUUCUACGGGACGAGUAUUCUCAACCAAUAUACUUCGUUCAAGGCCCACAGCUCCCAAGAUGGCAAAAUUCACCAGCUGCUAUUCAACGACAAGGGCGUCAUUGCCCUCGGUUCGCGUAGCGUCCACAUGGCCAUGCGACGCGGUCCGCCACUAUGGAACAUUCGACACGAGGCUAUGAAAGACUUGCGAUGCAUGACAUUUACCUCCAAAGGCACCGCCGAGAUCAUUGUUGCCGGCGAGCAGGACAAGAUGCUUGUCAUUGACGUGAACAAGGGCGAAGUCGUCAAGGUCAUCCCCGCUGACGCCCACUACAAGAUCAUGAGGCGGAGUCGGUAUAUUUGCGCCGCCACCACUGGUUCGGCGGUCCAUAUUUUGGAUCCUCUGAGCUUCAGAGUCAUGAAGACUUGGGCUCCUCAUGCCGGGAUUGUCCACGACAUGGAUGCCCAGCACGACUUCAUCGUGACCUGUGGCCUUACCUUGCGCUCCGGUUAUGCGCAACCACAAUACAUGUGUGACCUCUUUGUUAAUGUCUUCGAUCUUAAGAAUAUGGUUUCCAUGAACCCAGUCCCGUUCCCGGCUGGUGGUGCUUAUGUGCGCAUGCACCCGCGCAUGUCUACAACCAGCAUCGUUGUAUCUCAGCAUGGCCAGAUCCACGUCGUGGAUUUGAUGAACCCGAAUUCAACCAAUGUUCGGCAGACGGGCCUGUUGGUAUUCCCAUCUGCAUUUGAUAUAGCGCCGUCGGGAGAAGGUAUGGCUCUGGCCGAUAAGGAAUGCAACAUUCACCUCUGGGGUGCUCCCUCCAAGAUGCACUUUGCUGAAGUCCCUACGCCAAUUGAAUGGGCUGAUCCUGAAACGCCAACCCCGGAUGUGGACUGGGAUGAUAAAACACCAUUGAGCACAGUCGGAAUGCCCUAUUAUAGGGAGGUUCUGCUGUCGGCAUGGCCGUCGGAGGCGGUAUAUGAAGUUGGUGCAGCACCCCCAAGAGACGAGCCCGCUUUCAUGACAACCUUACAACGUAGAGACUGGGGUUAUUAUGGCAAGAAUACAAGGGGCCUGCGCCGAAACCAGAUCGAGGAUACCCGAAGAUUGCAAAACACGAAAGAAUUUGGCCUCAUCAACAAGCCGAGAUUCCUCAGCGAGCAAGCUCGUGACAUUGCACACUCGCCGGCAGGCACACCAGCACCUGAAGAAGUACCCAACGAUCCUCUCUCAGAGAUUACCAACAACCGAGCAUUGGAAAGCCACAAAGUUAGCGUACCCGAGUUAUACCAAAGUAUCGACAUACAGUAUAGCAAAUUCGGCAUUGAUGAUUUUGAUUUUGGAUUUUACAACAAGACAGCGUAUGCCGGUUUGCAGAACCAUAUUGCGCAUUGCUAUGCAAAUGCCUUUCUGCAGACCAUGUUUUUCACGCCCGCUCUACGGAAUGUAGCUCUUCACCACACGGCUUCUCGCUGUUUCGACGAUACCUGUCUUUUGUGCGAGCUGGGCUUCUUGUUCGACAUGCUUUCAAAAGCAGGCGCCGCUCCUUGCCAUGCUUCGAACCUCUUGAAGGUUGUCAGUUACUUUCCGCAAGCUGCCAAUCUGGGCUUACUGGAUAAUCACCCGCAUCAUCCAUCGCGAUCCAUGAUGUUGCAGCAAUUCGCUCGCUUCUUCUUGCCUCAGAUCGUUGCCGACCAUUACAGAAUGGAGCAUUCAGACGCCAUGAACACGCUUCUCAAGACAGACACAACAACCAACAUCAGAUGUCACGUUUGCGGCGUAGAAGUGAGCAAGUCAGCGCCGUCAUACUUUCACGAGUUGAACUACAGCUCGCCCAGUAAGCCCGGAUCACGGCACGCAAAGAGUGCUCGGGUCACAUUCUCCCAGAUUCUUAAGAAGAGCAUUGAGAAGGACCAGAACGCCAAGGGCUUUUGCCACAACUGCCGGGGGUACAAGAUGCUAAGUAGUAGGCGGGUCACUCAUGAGAUGCCUAUCGUGCUCACGCUCCUUGCGCACAAUCUCAAUGACGAGGCACGGAGGCUCUGGGCUACUCCGGGAUGGCUGCCAGAUGAAAUAGGAGUUAUCAUCACUAACAAUGGUGAUUUCUUCUGUUACGAGGGCGAAGAGUUGAAGUCAUUGUUGGAUAGACAGCAACGCGGCCAGCUGCAACAUCGUAUGAAGGUGUAUUCUCUCGCAGCCCUAGCUGUAGACAUUGACACUGGUCUGAAGGACUCACAUCUCGUCACAGUGGCAAACGUCGCUCAUUCCGCAGAAAUCGCGCCUGCCAAGAAUCAAUGGCAUCUCUUCAACGACUUUCACGUAGUUCCGGUGACGCGCGAAGAAGCUCUGGCCUUUAACUCUUCGUGGAAAUUGCCUUCAAUCCUUACAUUCCAGCUGAAAGACUUCAACAACCACAUUGACCAUAGCUGGAAAGAAAAGUUGGACGCGAGUCUACUCUACCAUGAUAUGAAACCGGACGUCUCUGAGAAGACAUAUCGAACCUUGGAUGAAGGCACAGAAAAGGUGACAACAGAUACAAUCAUUGCUAUUGACACUGAGUUUGUAUCAACCUCGAGCGCCGAAAUCGAGAUAACUUCCGACGGUGAUGAGAGGACGAUCCGACCAACGGUGCAUGCAUUAGCAAGAACAUCAGUCCUGCGUGGAAAUGGCCUGCACGAGGGCGUACCGUUUAUUGACGACUACGUCCACAUCAAAGACCCAGUUGUCGACUAUCUAACGGCCUAUUCAGGAAUUGUGCCAGAGGAUCUGGAUCCAAAGCGGACGAAGCAUACUCUCGUUCCAUUGAAGAUUGUCUACAAGAAGAUGUGGAUACUUUUGAACCUAGGGUGCAAAUUUCUCGGCCACGGCCUCAAGCAGGAUUUCCGUGUGAUCAAUAUACACGUCCCGCGCGAUCAGAUCAUUGAUACUAGCGAUUUAUUCUUUGAGCCAGCUAAGAAGAGAAAGCUGAGUCUACAGUUUCUUGCUUGGUUUCUUCUCAAGGAAGACAUUCAGCUAGAGACUCACGAUUCGAUUGAAGAUGCAAGAACGGCUCUUCGAUUGUACAGAAAGUACCAGGAGUUCACCGAUGCAGGUGUUUUCACAUCGGUACUCAUGGAGAUAUAUCAGAAGGGGUUCGCUAUGAACUUCAAGCCGCCUUCCAAGCAAGGCAACUUGGCGGCCAAUGUUCCUAGAACCGAUACACCCCCGAUCGAGGGUGGCGGUCCAAGUACGCCUAUUCGCAAGUCUGGCGCCGGUAUUGGUCUCUUUGGUGCGAGUCCCGGUUGGAAGGAAAGCCCUGCUUCGUCGAGACUACGAUGA
This is a messenger RNA of Pestalotiopsis fici W106-1, 3441 nucleotides long. RefSeq lists its product as uncharacterized. Gene Ontology annotation, biological process: nuclear-transcribed mRNA poly(A) tail shortening; mRNA processing. NCBI's taxonomy places the organism in Eukaryota, Fungi, Ascomycota, Sordariomycetes, Amphisphaeriales, Sporocadaceae. Gene Ontology annotation, cellular component: P-body; PAN complex. The transcript is spliced from 9 exons. The record is from RefSeq and is a predicted model, not a curated record. Gene Ontology annotation, molecular function: nucleic acid binding; poly(A)-specific ribonuclease activity; protein binding. The coding region runs from base 1 to 3441 and encodes 1146 amino acids.